Ruditapes philippinarum (Manila clam) is the source of this 3432-nucleotide messenger RNA. Its product is annotated as UPF0746 protein DDB_G0281095-like. The coding region runs from base 113 to 1732 and encodes 539 amino acids. The transcript has 10 exons. The record is from RefSeq and is a predicted model, not a curated record. NCBI's taxonomy places the organism in Eukaryota, Metazoa, Mollusca, Bivalvia, Venerida, Veneridae.
UAGAUAUAAUAACAACCGCACAGGAAGAAACAUCCGUGGUUGACAACUCAUCGAAAUCGAUCUUCUUUUACGUGUAGAAUUCUUUUCAAGUGUCAUUAAGUAAGUAAGUUCAAUGGCUGCAAAUGGAAGAGGCAAUAUGCGACCCGCGGGUCGAUCCCCUCCAUUCCUUGCUAUCGGUUUAUUCGUUGCAUUGGUGAUUUUAGGCUUUAAUUACUGGAGCUUAUCUUCCCGAAAUGGCGAACAAGCAAAUGAAAUUGUCUUACUUGAGAGUGAACUUCGUUUAGUAAAUGCUAAGAAAACGUCUGCUGAAAAAAGAAGUGAGGCAAUAUCUGAUAAAGUAUCUGAACUAGAGACUCAGAUGAAUUCUCAAAAGGAGAUUAUUGCUAAAGCUGAAGCUGACCGUGCAAAUCUAGAAAAAGAAAAACAGGCAUCUAUAGAACGAAAUAUGGAACUAGAGAAUGAAGUACGAGGUGUCAGGGACCAACAGCUUCCUGCAUGUGAAACAGAUAAGAAAAAUCUCCAACAAGAAGUGGAGCAGUUGCGAGCUGACAUAGAGGUUCAUAAAAAUAGAGAAUGUGGCAGAAGUGAUUGUGACAGAUUUAUUAACAAGGAGAGAGAUGGUUUAAUUGAGGACAUGUACAAAGUUGUAGGUGCUCUGCCCCUCAUCAGUAUGUAUAAAGCCAACAUCAAUUUAGGAAGCUACCAAGAUCAGAUUUCACGUUUAGCUUCACAGAUGGAUCAAGAUGCAUUGAAGAAGCAGGAUCAGCAACAACAACAACAACAACAGCAGCAGCAAGCUUUGGACCCUCAACAACAACAACAACAACCAGUAGAUACACAGCAACAACAGUCAUUGGAUCAGCAACAACCACAACAGCCAAGUGACACUCAACAACAACAACAACAACAAAAUCCAUCGGUAGAUGGACAGCAACAACAAGCACCUGUUGACACUUUACAACAACAACAACAUGGACAAGUUGACACCAUGCAGCAACAACAACAGGGACUAGAUGACACCAUGCAGCAGCAACAUCAACAGGGACCAGUUGACACCAUGCAACAACAAGCACCUUCUGACAACCAACAACAAACUCCAGUAGAUGUUCAGCAGCAACAGGAAGCACCUGUUGACCAGCAACAGCAGCAACCAUACGAUCAACAAGCACAAGCAGCUGAUACAAAUGUCCAGACAGAUGACCUAAACCAGCAGCCAGGGGUUGGACCUGCUCCUAUCAUGAACCAGGAUCCAUCUGUAGAUGAAACCAAGAAAGAUGCCAGUAAUGUCAAUGACCCAGAUAAUGUAAAAGCACUGGAUGCAGACAGAUUACAAAAUGCUGAACAGGGUGAAGCUAACACAACAACAGCAGAUGCCGCAGGAACGAAAACAACAACCAAGGGCACAUUAGGGACAACUACAAAACCUGGUAUUAAGAAUGAUAAUUCCCAAAUUCCUUUGAAUGUGGCAGUAGAUCCUGGGCAAUCCACUGAUACUAAUAUACCCGUUCAACCUCAUAUUGGUGAUGACAAAACUCCAGCUGGUGAUGGUAUAUUGGGAAACGAUGGUAAGGAAGAUGGUGACUAUGACGAUGAUGAAGACGCCAAUGCUGACAGGAACGCAGCUGAUGACGACGAUACCUUGAGAGUGAACAAGGAUGGCCAGGAAUACAAUUAUGACGAUGGUGAUGAUGAUGAUAACGAUGGUGACUACGACUAUGAUAAACAUAACUAGUGGUACAAGAAAACUGAUGAUUUGAAGAAGGACGAGAACGGAAUAGAUACAAUGUUCCAGAAUGAUCAACGGGCGGCACAAAACCCAUAAACAUCCUAUCAACACACUGUGAUCUACAAUGAUGCAUCGACUUUCAUCUACUAUCAUCUCAUCAAUAUCUGGGAUAAUUAUGUUAUGUACAAUUUUCAUGUUACACUUGCCCCCCACCCACUUUUUUUUAAACAAGGUCUCGGUUGAAUAUAAAGAUUACUUGUAAAUUUUUGUUGUUGUUGUAUUAAAUUGUAUGAGAAUUUUUUAAUAUUUGAUACAUCAUGUUAAAUGUUUAUAUACCAUGUUACAUGGUUUCUUUAUAUGAUGAUAUGUCCUAUGACCUCUUUCUAUGAAUGUGUCACAUGACUCUUCCCAAGUAUGUCAUGUGACAUGAAUAGUUCUUUUUGUGUGUCACAUGACUUUCAAAGUAUGUCAUGUGACAUGACUCUUCCCUAGUAUGUCAUGUGACAUGAAUUGUUCCUUUAAUCACAUUAUAUAACAUUUCUCUUAAUCAUAUUGUUUCAUACUUUUUCCAUAAAGGUUAUGUGAUAUAAUUUAUAUCUUAUGAUCAUGUCACAUGGCUUGUUUCUAUAAUCAUGUCGAAGUUAGUAAUUUUGAUCUUGUCAAAUUUAUGUUUUUAGGAUUAUGUUAAAGUUUUGGGUUUUUAGGAUUUUUAGAUCACAAUGCAUUAUUUUGAAUCUGUAUCAUUUGAUAUGACAUUUUCAUGUGGUUUUUUAUCAUAAUGUUACUUUCAAUAAUCAUGUCACAUGUUUGUUUUCCUACCAUUUAUUUUGUUACAAACUAUAUUUGAAAGUUAAAUUGAUCAAAGUAAAAGACAUUAUUUUGUUAAACAAGUAAUGUUGAAAUAGGAUACCCAUUUCUAUCCAAUUCUCUUUCUGUCUUAUGUCCUGAUGCACAAGUUAUUAUGCACAAAACUUAAAGUCUGUUUCUGUUGUCAAAAAAUCUGUAGUGGAUUAUUUUAUGGGGGAUUAAUUUUGUUUGUAAAUAGGGGAGUCAAUUUUAUUAUCAAUUUGGGUUUAUUUAUUCUUUUUUACUUGAUAAAGACUUGGAAAAAAAACACAUGUGUUCAUAUUGCAGAUUUAAUCAUUAAUUUGGGGCUUGUGCAAAAUGUUUAUUACUAACAAAAGAUAAAAAGAGAUAGUAUUGUUUCGCAUCCAAUACUCAAAAUAAUUGACACCAUACCAUAUUAAUGGAUUAAAGAUAUUAAAUGUUGCAUUAUGGGUUAUAGAUAUUGCAGUUGAAAUCAUGAUAUGAAUUCCUCUAGGUUGAGCAAUUUUGUAAAUGAUAUUGACCUCAUAUGUUGUAUACAUUGUACCAUCACUUUAGUGCAAUAACUGAUUAACUGCUAUUAAAUUUAGAAGGACUUAUUACGUUAUUGCACUAAGGUGACUGUAAGUUUUGUCGUGAAGAAAUCCUCAUUAUUCCAGCGCAUCUUGACUGUGUUACAUUUAAUUCAAAAUGAAUAGGGUUGCAUUUAUGAAACAUAUUUAAGGUGAAACAUGUUUCAUUUUUUUGUUGUUUUGUGUGAAUUUUUAAUUGUUAAAAUUUGAAGUUUCUAAAACUUAUGUAUAUUAAUGUUAAAUCUGAAAUACAUGUAUUGUUUACUGUACAGAUGUUGGAUGCUUUAAGGACUUUGUUCAAAUUGUUAA